This is a messenger RNA of Penicillium mononematosum, 735 nucleotides long. RefSeq lists its product as uncharacterized. NCBI's taxonomy places the organism in Eukaryota, Fungi, Ascomycota, Eurotiomycetes, Eurotiales, Aspergillaceae. Bases 1 to 735 code for a protein of 244 amino acids. The record is from RefSeq and is a predicted model, not a curated record. The transcript has 2 exons.
AUGUCAUCCCCCCUCCGCAUCGGCGUCCUCCUUGUAGGAACCGUCCAACUCCUCGACCUAUCAGCCGUCGACCUCCUCUACAUGACAACACCGGAAUACCUACAAGAAUGCUCCCUCCCACAGCCACUAGUAGACCUAGGCCGACCCUGCGAGAUCCACUACAUCGCCCAAAACAGAAACGACACAGCCAAGACGACCGCGCAGAUGUCCCUACAAGUAACCGACUCACUCACAGACUCAGCCGUUUCCCCAGGCAAGUUGGAUAUCGUACUAAUCCCCGGCCCACCGCCCAAAGCGAUGCCACCACCAGAAGAAUACCUGGACUUUGUGCGCGCGCAUUUCGCAGCCGGCGCGCCGAUACUGAGUGUCUGCACGGGGGCCUAUGUUAUCGGACAUGCCGGGAUUACGAAGGGACGGGAAGUGACUGCGCCGCGGUUGUUGAUUCCUGAGAUGAGGAGGAAGUUUCCUGAGGCGAAGUUGUGGGAUGAUUCGGCUAGGGUUGCUAGGGAUGGGAAUUUGUGGACUAGUGGCGGAAUUACAAACGGACACGAUCUGGUCGCUGGGUACCUGCGUGAGCAUUACCCUGCGGCGCUGGUGAAUACGAUCCUCGUCGCUGCGGACAUUCCUUCCCGUCCCCCGGCGUAUGCUACUCCUGCCAUUAGCGAUACUCUCUAUAUCCUAUGGCAGAUUAUCAGGGCAGUUCCGAAUGCAGUGAUUGGGUGGUUUAGGGGGUGA